Molecule: messenger RNA, 934 nt
Organism: Macadamia integrifolia
Lineage: Eukaryota; Viridiplantae; Streptophyta; Magnoliopsida; Proteales; Proteaceae
Exons: 2
Coding region: 84-638 (184 amino acids)
Source: RefSeq, a predicted model, not a curated record
UAUACGGUGUUCUCCGCAUCCUCUCUCCACAGUGUCAUCACCUUUUGGGUGUUCUUUUGCUUAGUUUCCAUCGGUACUCAACAAUGGCACUUUCUUGGGCGAUUACAGCGCUUCUUUUCUCAUUGGCACUCUCUCAUGUCGAGCCUUCAUCAGGCCAAGCUCUACUGAAUGGCUCCAUCUCUUGCCUUGAUUGCUUUCACAAAACAAAGCUCUCUGGGAUUAGGGUUUUGGUGGGAUGUGAAAGAGCGAAGAAACUGGUGAUGGCAGUAACAGACGAUAAUGGCCACUUUAAAACCAAGCUUCCUUGGGGCUCUUCUAAAUCUUCAACCAAAUGCCUUGCCAAGCUCCUUGGUGGGCCCAAGCAGCUAUGCUCCUACAAAAAGAACAUAGUCUCUCAUAUUGUGGAAGCCCAUGACAGUAACUCUUACACCAUAGCUACACCCUUAGCCUUCUUCACUUCAUGCUCUUCAAACGCAAAAGCCAAGAUGAACCAGUCUUCACCGUUCGAUGUGAGGACUCGGACGAUCUCAAUGAAUUUUGGACCGUCCAAAACAAUCGAUUUACCUCUGCCGCCUGCGUUGGGCCUUGUACCAUCAAGUUAUUAUCUUCCUUUCUUUCCAAUAAUAGGAAUUCCUUGAGUGCUAACUGAAGGAUGCCCCAUGUAUGUGGAGACCAUAAUAAGGUCAUGUAGUCUCUACUUUCCUAGAGAUAUGUGUCAGUGUAUGUGUAUUUUAAUUAGAACUUAGAAGGGUUGAUUUCGUGAGGGAACUUGUCUUUCUGGUCACUUUUGUAGGUUAGGCUUUUGAUUGCGUAGAUCGAUCUUUGGCUACAGGGUGGAAAUUCUGUGCACUAGAUAACUACUUCAAUGUUUCUGAUGUUCUUAUGUACUUAGAGAAGAAUCGGCUUUAUUUUGUUAAUUAAGAUGUUCACCAAA